AAGUGAUCGGGAAGUUUUGUGGAUGUUCUAACAUGUUGUGGGAGCUUCUCAACUCGUCUCGCCGAUCAACAGAGCCUCAACAUGCCGCACUUUAAGCGUCGCUUGCGAAAUCGAGCGCUUUACUAUCACUCAUCACCGCCCAAAGACAGGUGGUUUCCAUCCACAUUCCGGUUCCGUCCUCAGUGUCGAGCACAAGGGUUGAACGCUUCAGACACGGAAUGGAGAGCGCCUAACCCAGUUCUGGGCAGCACUCGAGACCCAGUGAAGACUGUCAAGUUCACAGUUGAGUGUUGGACUCACGAGUGCCUCCGGCGUGACUCGCGGUGCGGAAUUCUUGUGACUUUGUCCGAUUUAUUGCAGCCGCAUUCGAUCGACAACUGCAGAAGCGGAAAGUGUCACUUUUCCCCACGUGAGAGAGAGAGAGAGAGAAAGAGCGGAUUUUCCGAACUCACCAUGGAGGAGAAUCUUAGCAAAAUUCGCGAGGAUGAAGUCGUGAACGUAAAGCCAGCGAACAUUCGCAUCUGGAUUCACGAUAAAGACAUACCGAAGCUGACUAAAGUCCUGUGGGCAGGUCAAGGCAUGAAAUUGCGAUCGGAGAUUAGCACUCAUCCCAGAAUGAGGAGAUUUCUCGAGGCUGUACCAUACAUUCUGAAUGUGAUAAAAGACGCCCACUCGGCGUGCGUGGAUAAUGACCUGGACUACCUGAUGAAGCGCACCGCGCAUCCCGUCCCGCCGAUCUUGCUGUCGAGCAAGGACCAGAACGGCCUCACGGCGCUCCACAAGGCGGCCGGCCUGGCGCACACGCGUGUCGUGGAGUACCUGCUGUCCGUCUGGCCGGAGGCCGCCACGGACGUGGACGACUCGGGCAAGCUGCCGCUGCACUGGGCCGCGGCGGCGAAGAACAAUGAGCGCACAUUCAAUCUGCUCGUGCAAGCGGGCGCCGACGAGACGGCCACCGAUAGCAAAAUGCGAGCUGCCGAGUACUACAGGCAGAGGCCGCAGGACAUCGACAGAUCGCUCCUUACCGUGGUGCCCGAGGCGCCGCGCAUCGCUCAGACCGUUGUGCCGGACUUCGACUGGAGCAUAAUAACUGAGCCGAGCAAAUGGGCGGGCAUUCAAACACGAGCAUCAGUCAAAAAAUCGACAUCGCUUAGUUUGGAUGCCAACGGCAAAAGCACUGCUUUAGAAGCUUCACGCGGAGUGCACGACAAAGCGUCGUUCAGUAUCAUUUCACGCAACGGAAGCCUCUCGUCAGACAACGUCGACACGGGCUCGGACGGUCGCACGAGUGUCACCACGCCGGAAACUGUGGAGGUCAACGGGUUCAAGAGCGAGGGUGAAAGCGUAGCAAUUCCAGAAGAGGAGGAAACGAUGCCGGGGAAUUUACAUGAGGCCGCAGCGCGGACUGUUGCUUCUGUCGCACCAUCGGCGAUUUUUGCCAGGUCAGCCAAAGCCACGGACGCGAGCAAGAGACCGCCGACGCCGCACUAUCGUGUUAUUGAGGAGAGUUUUGCAAAUGGCAGCGCAGCUGCCAGGACUGAGAGUGAUGCCAAUGGGAAGGAUGAGGAGUCGAAAGAGGGAAUUUCUGCAAUUACAACGCCACAAGAGAGAUUAGUGUCCCAACCAGAGGCGGUGUCUGACUUUGCGGACACACAAAAUCAGUUGGACACCGUGGAAGAGAAGUCGCUGGAGGGCGUGGAAAUUGAAACAAUCCCGGUGAACGGAGAAGUGAACAAUAAUGAGGAUUUCGGCCUGGAGACCAUCAAGGACGAGGAGGUGAACGGAGCCGCUGAAGAGCAACAACCCGCGACGGAGGAGAAGGACGAGAGUCCCUCGGAGAGUCCCUCGAGGGAGGGCGCGCAGGAGACUGAGAGAAGUGACCCCGAGGUGAGGGGGAGUCCCGGGAUCAGGUCCCACCUGACUGAUGACGAUGCACCCGCUGAAGCGGAGUCGAUGGCUGAGGGGGAUUCAAUUAAUCGAGUGCCAAGUGCUGAGCAAUGCGACGACAGCGGCGAUACUGUGGGCGGCGACGCAAUUUCCCAGGCGCCCGCCGAGGGGGAGGAAGUGGGGGCGGACGAUGAGGAACUGCAAGAGGUAACACGACAGGAGAUGCACAGUGCAAUUUCUAUGCAAAGAGUGCAAUUUUCUCACUUGACUUCCACCCCUCGACACUCAAUGUUUUGCCCGAUUGUUGCAAAUAACACUGGAAUUUUAAAUAAUGGAAGAGAAAGCGUUUUGCGUUUCUGGAUUUCACCUUGCAAGUUACAUUCAGGGAAAUUUAUGUGUACUGAAAUGAUCAAUUGCCGGGGCGAGGAGCCGCCGGGCGGCGCGAUGGAGAUUGAGGGCAUCGUCCAGGGCGAACCGGCGACUGGACAGCAAUCAGAAGGUGGGAAUCGUGUCGGCGAUGAGAAUGAUGAUGAGCCAGCGGAUCAACAGCAGACUGAUAAGAUUAGAGCUGCUAUCGAGGCGGGGGACAUGGAAUACCUGGCGGCCAUUGUACUCGAUGGCCAGGGCGGCAAAUUGAUGGGACUCGAGACGACUCAGCCCGAGAUUCAGGCGUUCCUCGACAAUGUUUCGGCGUACAUGGCUAAGAUUCGACGAGUACACUUGGCGGCGCGGGAAGGGAACUUGAGGGAUCUUCAGUCAGCCCUCGAUCGACGCAAGUUUGCCGUCGCCAAGGACGAAAUCUCACCGAACGGUGCGACGCCUCUUCACGUGGCCACGAUCUUCGGUCACACGGGAAUAGUGAGAUACCUGGCAGGUCGCUUUCCAGAGACGAUGUCUGCCCUAGAUGAGCAGAAGAGGACACCCUUGCACUACGCGGCGACCAUUCAGGACAACGGACACUUCUACAACCUCCUGGUGCACAUGGGCGCUAAUCCAAAGGCCCUGGAUGAGGAGGGCAACGCGGCGGAGUUCUACAUGAUGCACGACCGUGCGGAGAAGUUUCUCUCGCACAAGCAACUACUGCGCAACUUCGGCGUGCAGGAGCAGGUGGCGGAUGAGAUGUUGAACGAUCAAGUGCCGGAUGAUGUCCACAGCGCGCGACGUCUGCUCGAUGAUGCUGACAUACUGUCCACGCUUGAGCGGUGCUUCAAGCUCAUUCACGACAGCAGCCGCACGCCGUCCUUGGCGGAAAUGCCCGCGCGCAACAUUAUCCCGGGCAGCCGGACGUCGGCUCGCGUGACUGUUGUCAACAACCUGGGCCGCUAUCUUAAGCGGAACGUCUUCGAUGCGGUCAAGAUGCGCCAGACGCGCCUGGAUCACAAUCUCUUCGACAUCAUCUGGCCGGCGAUGAAGAAGACCCACCAGCUGCGCCUCAUCGAUGACGAUGCCGAGGCAGGAGUUGUGAUUCCGGACUUUGACUGCUAUGUGGUGUUCAGGGAGUUUCUGGUGCCACUCAUAAAGGACAUCCAUUGUCUAGAUGUGUCUCAAAACCUGAGACCGCAUCCGACGAGCAACUUUUUCCCAGGCGGAUUGCAAGACAAUGCUCCGGCUGAGGUAAAGAGUGAGGAAUCAAGUCUCGAGCCUGAUGCCCUGAGGGACAUCCAUCUGAAUCUCGAUCCUUCUGGAAAGUACAUCAAAUCGACUCUGGUUGAGUGCUGUCGAAACUUGGAUGUUUUCGAACUGCCCUUGAAUCUCACAGUUGCUCAGCUUGAGCAUGUCGAGAGGAUCUUGACUGGAAGAUUGCUGAGCAGGGACUUUUCCGAGGCCAUCGGAGAAGAGAGUCUCGGACAGUAUUACUCAAUGAACGAAGUGCUUGAGAAUCCGUCGGAGAUCAGGACGAUGUUGUCAGCCUAUGGCCUUUUGAUCCCUCUCUUAGACGCCCAGGAUGCCUGUCAAUUGCCAGAGUCACUGGCCCUCAACGGGCAGUACUGGCCGUACGGCAGAGGAGUCUACGUGAGCGCUUCGAAUGAUCUCGUGGCCUGGAUAAAUUGCCAAGAGCAUCUGCGGAUUCUCUGCUCAACACCCAGCACUGCAGUUGGCGACAUUGGCAUAGCUUUCUCAAAAAUUGGUAGAGCGGUUCAGUUCCUAGACGCAAUCAUCAGCUUCCGCAACACUUACUACCUGGGCAAUCUGACUUCCAGGCCAUCCUACUUGGGCACAGGCCUGCGACUAUCCUACAACAUCUCCCUGCCGCACCUGAUGAAAGAGAGCGACAAUCUGCGCUACCUCUGCACCACAAGAUGCCUUCACAUGACGAAAGCCAAGGCAAAUGCCGCAAGUGUCUUUCAGACCGGCAUGAUAAGGCUGAGCAACAAGCAAAGUGUGGGCGUGACAGAGUGGCGUUUGUUCAUUGACUUCUGCACGGCCGUGGCGAAUAUCCUGCAGCUGGAGAAGGAUCUCUCGUUGACCAACACGAAGCACAUCGCUUCCAUGUUCGUUAACAUCUUCCGCAAGAAGAAGCAUAGCUUGGCCGAGACCAACAACUGACUUUUCCGCAC
Messenger RNA from Phlebotomus argentipes, 4445 nucleotides. RefSeq lists its product as uncharacterized. Gene Ontology annotation, molecular function: kinase activity; protein binding. Bases 82 to 4434 code for a protein of 1450 amino acids. The transcript is spliced from 14 exons. The record is from RefSeq and is a predicted model, not a curated record. NCBI's taxonomy places the organism in Eukaryota, Metazoa, Arthropoda, Insecta, Diptera, Psychodidae.